AUGAGAGGUUCAUUUAAGGCCUGCUUCUGGUUUCUAGCAUCUUAUCUCCCUAUGUCAUUAGGGUCACCUGGUAGAAGAAAUAUAGUUAAAAUUUACAGGAAAUGGCAAGUUUGCUUUGAGAAAAAUGCUAUUUAUCAGUCAUCAUGGUUGAGCGGAAUGGCGACAACAACAGCCACUGGAGUAAGUGAAGUUAUUCUUAAUUAUUUAACAGCCUAA
Messenger RNA from Echinococcus granulosus, 216 nucleotides. RefSeq lists its product as hypothetical. Lineage: Eukaryota; Metazoa; Platyhelminthes; Cestoda; Cyclophyllidea; Taeniidae. The record is from RefSeq and is a predicted model, not a curated record. The coding region runs from base 1 to 216 and encodes 71 amino acids. The transcript is spliced from 2 exons.